AUGAAGCUCCGCGACCGGCUGGCUCUCCAGGUGCUUAUCCUCCUCGUUCCUUUUGUCGGCUUCACCCAGGAGCUACCCCUUCCCUCGGAUGACGAGUGUGCAGAGGACCGCACCGACUGUGCGUUAACAGCGCUGCAGCACCGAGGUGCUCUGACCAAGCAGAAAGUGGGCUGCCACACGACGGUGCAAGGGGAGAGAUGCUUCCGCGAGGUGACCUGGGCCCGAGAGGUGGGCAUCCGCCGGGAUCCCAAAGAAAAGGAGGAGAGUGAAGAGGGAAAGCAAGCACCCGGAUUGGUAUCCGGAUCUGACGAAGGACUCUUCCGUGCCAUGGCUGCCCUGGCGAAGAGGAUGACGGACUACGGAGCGAUGCUGCGCUUCCUGAGGCAAAUGCCCGAUACCCUGUGGUGUACCGCACGGAACCCAGAGCUGCGCCCGAAGUGGUGUGAGUGGCCUCCGGCGGGAAGCCUCGUGGCCCCGGCUGAGGAAAGCGGAAGCAUCACCAUCAAGGUGUUGAGCUACAAUCUGUUUUGGUGGAACCUCUACGGAGUCCGCCGCGGUAAUGGGGACAGUGCCGGCCACCUCAUCAGAGCUGAGACCGUGGAGGACGGGCUCUUCGAUGUUAUGGGGUUCCAAGAAUGUGAAAAUGGGGUCCGUGUGCUGGAGCCGGUGGGCUUGAUGGACAGCUACGAAGUUAUGCAAGGUAUGCAUGCCGUGUGCCUCGCCUACCGGAAAGGGGCCUGGAGCCUUCUUUCAAGCGGCAGCGAGGACGUUGGGGAGGAUAUGAAGUCCCACUACUACGGACGCCGCGGAGUGGUCUGGAUGCGCCUCGUUCACAAUGCCACAGGCAGAAAGUUACUUUUUGCCAACCACCACGGGCCGCUGGAGGUGAACUCUGGCGGUGACUGUGGCGGCGACUCCAUCGCCAACAACCUGAUCGAAGUUCUCCGGAACAGCUCCGAACCAGGGGAUGCCAUCAUUUUGGUCGGGGACUUCAAUGCGAACUCUGCUUCUCUCACCAUCCAGACGCUUUGGUCCCGGAUGGUGCUGCUCUAUGGCGGUGGCUCUUUCGGCGGCGUGGACAACAUCUUCGGGAACAUGGACUCGGACUCCGUCCUGAGCCGCAAGAACCUGGGCAGUGGAGGCAGUGACCACGAUGCAAUUUCAGUGACGGUGUCCUUGGGGACACCCCCAGCUCCCCCAGCGCAGGAGGAGCAGAGGAGCGUGGUCGCCCAGCCGGCCGAGGAGAGUGCUGCCCUCCAGGCCAGGCUCUCAGCUCCGCUCCAGAAGACGCUGAAGGCGACAGAAGCGCUGAGAGCGAAUCUGCCUGGGGACGACUGGCAGCAUUUCUGGUGUGGACAGCUGGAGCCAGAUGUGGGCUAUGUGCCUCCGCUGGGCAGCUGGUCCCUGGUCAUCAGCCACAGACCUCACAUGGGCGACGACUUCGAUGUCGCAGCCCCGCAGCGGUGCUGCCGCCUUUGCCAGCGGGAGCCCAGGUGUAAGUCGUGGACCUGGAAAGACGGAGGGCCUCGGCGCUGCGAGAUGUAUGGGGCCCCAAGCGAGAAGGAGUCGGUGCCCGGCUUCGUCUCGGGGCUGCCAGCCCUUGAAGCGGCCAGAGAGGUUGCGCUUUCCGACUUUGGCACUGCGCUGAGGAUUGAGAAAGGGGAGGUGGUCUACAGCCGUGUUGGCACUCCGGCCUUCUGGGCUCCUGAGAUCUACGCCGGCGGGUAUAGCUUGGCCGUGGAUGUGUGGGCCGUAGGUGUGACGACGUUUAUUCUUCUGACUGGCGCCCUCCCCUAUGAGGGCGAGGCCGCCAUUUGCGCGCGUUCAGGGCCAAAGGGCACAACGGACGUUGCCCUGCCCUACUACCUCUCGGAGAGUGGAGCGGACUUCCUUCGACAGACAAUGAAGAAGGAGGCCGCGGACCGGCCGCCAGCGAGAGAGGUUGCACGACAUCCGUGGCUGACAACGAAGCAGCCGAAAGAUGCGCCGUUGAUCGAAGACGUUCACCCUCCGCCAGAAGAGGUCCAGAUAGCAUCGCGCUUCUCCCUCUUGAGCUGCAUCUUCUCCGUUAUUGGAGGCCUUGCCGUGUAUGGCUGCAGCGCUCUGGGCUACUGUAUAGGUAUAGAUUCUGCACGCGACCAGAACAAGGAGGCAAGUGCCCGCUGGCCCAGCAAGACCAGCAAGGCCAGCACCGCCGGCACCGGCGACUACCUCAUGGAAGUUCCAGACAAGGACAUCCUCGAGAAGCAAGCGACGGAUCUGACAAAGCAGAUUUCCGUGAACCUCACCAUGCACCAGGUUUCUCUGUCGUCGAUAAAGCAGUAG
Messenger RNA from Symbiodinium sp. CCMP2456, 2325 nucleotides. NCBI's taxonomy places the organism in Eukaryota, Dinophyceae, Suessiales, Symbiodiniaceae. The record is from the annotation of a GenBank genome assembly.